This is a messenger RNA of Mytilus trossulus (common blue mussel), 1775 nucleotides long. RefSeq lists its product as uncharacterized. Gene Ontology annotation, molecular function: ATP hydrolysis activity; DNA helicase activity. The record is from RefSeq and is a predicted model, not a curated record. NCBI's taxonomy places the organism in Eukaryota, Metazoa, Mollusca, Bivalvia, Mytilida, Mytilidae. Bases 8 to 1741 code for a protein of 577 amino acids. Gene Ontology annotation, biological process: DNA repair; telomere maintenance. The transcript is spliced from 5 exons.
UCGAAAUAUGGCGGGUAAUACACAGUUAACAGAAAAGCAGCAGUUCGCUCUAAAUACAGCCUUACAGGGUCAUAAUAUAAUUUUGACCGGUCAGUGUGGAACAGGCAAAACAUUUCUUUUGAGGUCCAUCAUAAACAAGUUGUUUAAACAAGGAAGGAGGGUGUCGGUCACAGCAACCACUGGAAUUGCAAGUACCCAUUUGGGACCAUCAGCUACAACCAUACAUUCUUGGUGUGGUAUCCUUGAUGGCAGGUUUUCUCAAAGACAACUGAAAGAACUUGUUUGCAGUGAUGAACGUUUCAGUGAUGCCAGAGAAAGAAUUAAAAGUACAGAUGUCUUGAUAAUUGAUGAGAUAGGAAUGGCAUCACAGAAAAUUUUUGAAAUGGUGGAGAUGGUGUGUCGCAUUGCUAAACACAGUGACUUUUUAUUUGGUGGAUUACAGGUUAUAGCUUCAGGAGACUUCAAACAACUCCCACCAGUUCCGAACAUUAGAUAUGGCGACAUGGGCAACCAUUGUUUCAUGAGUGAUGUAUUCAGGGAGUUUUUUCCCCAUCACAUCAAUUUAGAUGUUGUUGUACGUCAGAAUGAACUACCUCUAAUAUUGGCCGUAAAUGAACUGUGCGAGGGAAAGCCAUCACAAGAAACAGAGCAAUUUUUAAAAAGUUUAAACAGGCCAUUACCAGAGUCAAAUGAUGACAUCACCAGACUUUUUGGUACCAACUUCGACACAUCUUAUAUCAACCAGGAAAUGUUGGAAGACUUAGAUGGUGAACUGUUUUUGUUCAAAGCAAAAGAUACAGGUCCAAGACAUUUACUUCUGCAGUGUCCUGGUGGUGCAACUUUAGCUUUAAAAGUUGGGGCGCCUGUAGUAUUAGUAAGAAAUUUAUCUGGUGGACUCAUGAAUGGAAUGAUAGGCAAAGUCAUUGAAUUGAAGCAUGGACACCCACCAAUUGUUAAUUUUGGUGGAAGGAUUGUACCUUUGGAAAUGGUGCGUUUUGAUAUAUAUGAUCCAAGGCAGAAAAGGUCCCUUGCUUCAAGCCACCAAUUUCCUAUCAAGCUUGCAUAUGCAUUAACAGUUCACCGUGCCCAAGGCAUGACUUUGCCUAAAGUGGAGGUUGACUGUUACUCGUUCUUUGCACCCGGGCAGUUAGGCGUUGCGGUUGGUCGAUCUGUUUCCACCAGUGGUCUCAGAAUUGUUAAUUACAAUUCUAGAGCAGCCAAUUUAUUGCACUCAGAAGGUGUAUAUGAUUUUUACUUUCAUGAAAGUACAAAACCUGAGGCAGAUUUAUCAUGCUGCAAAAAACGAUAUCAACUUGAUGAAGUCCAGGAGGAAAACUUAGACGAGGUAAAUGAACUAUCACCUAAAAAUAUGCAAAGUACCAGUCAGGCACCACUACUGAAUACACAAGAAAAAUGUCCCUGGUCUUUGCAGGAGUUUCAAGACAAAUUUAAGGAUAGUUCAUUUAUGGAAGGUGUAAAUAAUAUUGACAUCUUGCAAAAAGUUUUUAACCUCCAUUUUGUUACUGUGAAAGAUUUUUUAAAGAAAAAUCCAAAAAGCAACGAGGAUUUUGUACAAUUAUAUAGUAAAGUUAAUAGCUAUUUAAUAGGUGAAGUCCAUCAAAAAUAUGGAGACAUAUCAAAGAGGCAACUAAAGCACAAAAAUUGUCCACCAAGCUGUUCUGUUUUAUUCUUGAUAAAGAAAUACAGAAACUUGCUGAUGCUGUUGUUGAGAAACAGGUAGUGCAGUCUGAAUUGAAUGCAACAAUAACACCACC